Molecule: messenger RNA, 4349 nt
Organism: Esox lucius (northern pike)
Lineage: Eukaryota; Metazoa; Chordata; Actinopteri; Esociformes; Esocidae
Gene: sez6l2
Product: seizure related 6 homolog (mouse)-like 2
Exons: 19
Coding region: 309-2984 (891 amino acids)
Biological process (GO): synapse maturation
Cellular component (GO): endoplasmic reticulum; neuronal cell body
Source: RefSeq, a predicted model, not a curated record
GCAUGCAUAUAGGCUACUCACACAAACAGAAGGGCAGGGUGGGAGCCAAUGAAAGCAUAACUAACACAAAUUGAACGCGCAGCAUCAGCGCUUUUUUCUAUAUAUUUAUAUAUAUAUAUAUAUUUAUGUAAAAUAUAUAUAUAUAUAUUUUACAUAAGGGACUCUAAGGAACGCCGUCGAAAAACCACAGCUCCAGACAAGAAGUCAUUUUUUUAGAAUCAAAGCUUAAUACAAAUGUGUUAGUAAAGCGGAUAAUCAAACGGGAAUAGUUCAGGACGUGAUUUUACAGGCUGUUCUUAUACUAAACCAUGGAGUCCACAGUUCUUGUUGUGACGCUAUCUGUCACCAUUCUCCAUCUAACUCAAGGUGUGAGUUUUAUGACCCCUGACCAGAAGGCUCCUCCCACACCAAGUCCCUAUCCAUUAGGGGAGUUGACACGUGCAGCCCUUCUGCCAUGCCCCAGUAGAGAGUAUUUGGGCCAUGUCCCAGAUGAUACAGGCACAACCACGAAUCCUACACAGGCUGUUCCACAGCUUGGGCACACUGAGCCUGCAGCCACUGUCAUGUCACCAGGGGUGCUAACCACGGCCUUGACCUCAUCGCCCGCUGCCAGCCAAUCUUUUACUGAUAAAACUGUAACAUCACCACCCACAGAGGAGGAGACGACAACCACUUUAAUCACCACCACAACCAUAACAACGGUGCACAUGCCCGUGCAGUGUAAUGCCAGUCUCUCCGGGACUGAAGGAAUUGUGGAGUCUCCCGAUCCUCUUUCCUCCUCCCCUUUCUCUCCUCUAGAGUGCACUUACAGCAUCACAGUGUAUCUGGGCUAUGGAGUGGAAAUUCAGGUGAAGAAAGCGAACCUGUCCAAAGACGAGUCUCUGACUAUCUAUGGUUAUGGGGGGACAGGACUCGAACUCUUAGCUAAUGAAACCCUGAUGAGUGAGGGUCAGGUGAUUCGAAGCUCAACUAAUCAGGUGCAGAUUCACUACCGUAGUCUCCGGCAGACCAAUCAUGGCAUGUUCAGUCUACACUAUCAAGCCUUCCUCCUCUCCUGUUCAUUCCCUCAUUCUCCUGAGGGAGGAGGUGUGACCGUAACUGACAUCCACCCCGGAGGCCAGGCCCACUUCCACUGUGACCCUGGCUUCCAGGUCAGGGGCCAUGAGGUAGCCACCUGCUUGAACAUGACGAGACCUCGUUGGAGCUCUACUGAACCUCAGUGUGUGGCUGUGUCAUGUGGAGGGUGGAUACGAAACGCAACCGUGGGCAGGAUCCUUUCACCGCCUCCUCCAUCUGUGAGUAACCAUAGCAAUGGCAAUCUGAGCUGCCAUUGGCUACUGGAGGCCAAGGAGGGACACAGAUUUCACCUCCACUUUGAGAGGGUGGCACUGGACGAGGACGAUGAUAAGCUGAUUGUGCGUAGCGGAAACAACUCUAUAGCGCCGCCACUCUUUGACUCAGACCUGGAUGAUAUUCCAGAGCGUGGCACUGUGAGUGAAAGCUCCACCCUGUACCUGGAGCUCACAGCCGACUCCUCCUCCAUCCCGCUGCUGCUGUCUCUGCGUUAUGAGGCCUUUGAUGGGGAGCACUGUUAUGAGCCCUACUUGCAUCAUGGGAAUUUCAGCAGCAGUGACAUUACCUUUCCGUUAGGCACCAUUGUCACCUUCUCCUGCUCCCCAGGCUUUGUCAUGGAUCAGGGCUCCGGGGUCAUUGAAUGUGUGGACUCAAGCGAUCCACACUGGAAUGAGAGUGAGCCUGUGUGUAAAGCUUUGUGUGGGGGAGAGUUGACCGAUACCUCCGGCACUAUUCUGUCCCCUGAUUGGCCACAGAGUUACUCAAAAGGGCAGGACUGCGUGUGGCAAAUCCAUGGCAACGAGGAGAAGCGCAUCGAACUGGACAUCCAAAUUUUGAAUAUCCGCCACAACGACCUUCUCACCAUAUUUGAUGGUCUUGACUUCCUUUCCCAUGUGAUCGGCCAGUACCUUGGGUCCCGAGAGCGUUUCCAGGUUGUGUCAUCUGGUUCUGAGGUCACUAUUCAGUUCCAAAGUGACCCUGACGACUCCUCCUUCAUUCUAAGCCAGGGGUUCCUUAUUCACUAUCGUGAGGUAGAGCCUAAUGACACCUGCCCUGCCCUACCUCAAAUCGAAUAUGGCUGGAUUAGCUCCUCCCACACAUCCCCAGUGAGGGGAAGUGUGUUGACCUAUCAGUGCCAGCCAGGGUAUGACAUCAGUGGCUCUGACAUCAUCACAUGCCAAUGGGAUCUCUCCUGGAGCAACAGCCCACCCACCUGCAUCAAAGUCCAGCAGUGUCCUGAUCCAGGGGAGGUGGUGAACGGAGCACGUUCUGUUCGGCCAGAGUCUGGAUUUGCAGUUGGAACAGUGGUGCGCUUCUCCUGUAACCAAGGUUACCAGCUGGAAGGCCCUGGCCAGAUAUCCUGCCAUGGGCGGGAUACAGGCACUCCCAAGUGGAGUGACCGCAGCCCCAAAUGUGUCUUGAAGUAUGACCCAUGCCCAAACCCAGGUGUGCCAGACAAUGGUUACCAAACAUUGUAUAAACAUAGCUACCAAGCAGGAGAGACACUACGUUUUUUCUGCUAUGAGGGCUAUGAACUCAUCGGGGAGGUUAUUAUCAACUGUGUCCCGGGCCACCCAUCUCAGUGGAACAGUCCACCACCCUUCUGCAAAGUGGAAUUUGAAGAGCUGUUGGAUGAUCAUAAAUUAGAAGCAUCCCAGUCAUUUGAGCCAUCCCACCAGAUGCUAAGUGAAAACAUUGCAUUGGCAAUCAUACUGCCAAUCAUCCUGGUAAUCCUAUUGAUUGGAGGAAUCUACAUGUACUACACCAACGUAUGUAGACUGCAGUGGAAGCCUAUUUUCUGGAAGUCUCUCUCUCACACCCACUCAUACAGCCCAAUAACGGUGGAGUCUGACUUCAACAACCCACUAUAUGAGGCAGGAGACACUCGAGAGUAUGAAGUGUCCAUUUGAAGAAGAAAAGUCUUCACAAGAAUGAAAACCAAGAAAUAGAUGAAUGGAUCUGGAGGGAGAGGAGUAGCUUUCAUUUUCUUUCAGAUGGCUCCUUUCACCACUCUCAUCUAAUCAUUCUGUUAACCCUUCUGUUCUUUCCCCUUUGCUCACUCUGUCUUUUGUUCACCCUUUUUGUCUGUAUGUUUUUGACUUAAUGUCUCUCUUUUCUUUUGCCUGUGUCUCUCUAAAUCCUGUCUCUUUCUGUCAGUGUAUUAUCACUGACAGAAAAAUUUUUUUUGUGUCCUCGGGUUAGAUUAAAUCGGAUUGUGUUUUGGCCCCUAUACACAUUUUAAAGGCAGUGGUUCUGCAUUUCUGGAGACCAUAUUCAUGGUUAAUGCUGAAUACAUCAGUUCAAUCAGAAAUUACCUUUAAAUGUCAAUUGCGCUAAGACUGUCUCCCAGUUGUGUGCGGUUGUCCAAAAUCAAACUUUCUGUCUAAAAUUUGAACUGGUGCCUUAAAGGUUAUGCGGUUGAUAAAACAAGCAGGGAAAUACAGAAAAAAUGACAGAAAGGGAGGAAGAGGUAAGAUAUUUAUGAGGUAAAAUCAUAUAGAGAGAAACAAGUAAGAAAAGCAGUGACAGGAAAGCAGACAUACACGUUUGGUUGCACAUAAAAUCCUCACACACACAAUAAAAGAACACUUUUAGACUGGCCACAAACACAGACUGACAGAGAAUGCAAAAGACAGAGGAGGACACGUGCACAUAUACACACACAGACACACACACAUUGAAUGUAAAUAUUUUGUUGAAAAUUGAGGCUUUUAAAGAAAAUUCAGUGCCAAAAUAUAACAUUGCAUAAUGUAAUGUAUCUUCAUGUUUCAACUUUCAUUGCCAUAGUAAUACCAUCAUAAAAUGUACAAUUACAAAGCCAGCGUUUCAUAUUGUUCUUUGCCAUUUCUGAUGUGUAUUUCCACUUGGAACAAAAGGUGAGGACAUGAAUGUCGUCACGCUUAUAGCACACAAUGAUUGUAUAUUUUCCUGCUUCUGCUGAAUCAUUUUAUUAUGAUUAUCAACAGUUAUCAUUGUUAUAAGUGCAAAUUUGAUGUUGUAUAUGCACUAUGUUAAAGAAAAUAGGUUAACUUGGCUGCUUGCUGUGAUGCUGUAUUUAACUUAUAUGUUUUUUGAAUACACUUUCCGUUCAUUGGCUGAACAGUGCUGGGUGGAGGAAUAUUUAAAUUCACUGUGCCAAUAUGGGAGUCCGGGGGAUUUGCAUUGUACAUUUAUUAUAAUUUAAUUGGUGGUAGUAUUUAUUUGCAUUGUAUAUUGUCAUGCAGGCAUUAUUUAUUUGCUGUAAUUUACAAUUAAAUAAAAGUAUCUGAAUGGUG